AUGCCCGCCCCUACAAAUGGCCGCUCCAAGGGAGCUAAGAAUUCCAACUCCUUGACGGUCGUGUUGAAGCUAUCCGCCAGCGCCCUCCAACAGUUUGAGAAGAACCAAAAUACACCUGACAUGAAGGGCCAAGAACGGCCUUCUCCAUCUUCAUCGACCGAACUGCCCGUGAUCCGACCCUCAUCCGCCGACAAUGGCUCCGACGAUGCGAACUCGACCCCCGUCACAGAGGCAACUCCAGGCGACACGCCACGCCGGAAGGGUGUUCCGGGUCCCAAACCCGGCAACAAGAGAACAAAUGGACAAACCGAACCCGGCGCCAGGUCGCGAGGACGCCCAGGCCCAAAGAAGAAGCCCAAGCUUGAGGAAGGAGGAGACGUCGCCAAGCUCCCUGCCGCCCAGCGUCUCGGACCUAAAGCGAACACUGGCGCCAUCAACGCCGGCCUGCGCGCCCUCGACCGCACCGGGGCUGCUUGUCGCAAGUGGGAGCGCAAGCCCUUGCAGUUGAGAAGCUUCACAGGCAUCCUCUGGCAGCUACCGUCAUGGCGCACGCCCGGCUCAGACAAAUCGGACCACUUGAUCGAUACCAAGGUGGCUGUCCUCGAGAGCGGGGAUAGCGAUACCAAGGCCAUGCUCACAGCCCCGGGCACCGACACGCUCGGUAGCAGCGCCGUACCCAGCGAGAAGAGCAAUUCUGGAGACGGCGACCUCACCCCGGCUUCGCAUAUGGUUGCGCCUUCGUCACCGGCUAUUGCGAUGGCAGCGUGA
Molecule: messenger RNA, 768 nt
Organism: Penicillium nucicola
Lineage: Eukaryota; Fungi; Ascomycota; Eurotiomycetes; Eurotiales; Aspergillaceae
Exons: 2
Coding region: 1-768 (255 amino acids)
Biological process (GO): chromatin remodeling
Cellular component (GO): Ino80 complex
Source: RefSeq, a predicted model, not a curated record